Messenger RNA from Sinocyclocheilus anshuiensis, 1351 nucleotides. Its product is annotated as G protein-activated inward rectifier potassium channel 3-like. Gene Ontology annotation, cellular component: plasma membrane. Gene Ontology annotation, molecular function: inward rectifier potassium channel activity. The record is from RefSeq and is a predicted model, not a curated record. Gene Ontology annotation, biological process: regulation of monoatomic ion transmembrane transport; potassium ion import across plasma membrane. NCBI's taxonomy places the organism in Eukaryota, Metazoa, Chordata, Actinopteri, Cypriniformes, Cyprinidae. The transcript has 6 exons. The annotation marks the transcript as partial.
GUGGCAUACUGCAGGGGUGAUCUGGAUCAUUUGGAGGACGAGGCGUGGACUCCAUGUGUAAAUAAUGUUAAUGGAUUCAUCUCCGCAUUCCUUUUCUCCAUUGAAACGGAGACGACCAUUGGCUACGGUCACCGUGUCAUCACUGACCAGUGUCCAGUGGGCACCAUGUUACUCCUGCUUCAGGCCAUACUGGGAUCUAUGGUCAAUGCAUUCAUGGUUGGUUGUAUGUUUGUGAAGAUCUCCCAGCCGAAUAAGCGUGCUGAGACCUUGGUGUUUUCUCGUAAUGCUGUCAUCUCAUUGAGGGAUGACAAGCUCUGUUUGAUGUUCCGCGUCGGGGACUUGAGAUCCUCCCACAUUGUGGGCGCCAACAUGAGAGCCAAACUUAUCAAAUCCAAACAGACACAGGAGGGUGAGUUUAUUCCGCUGGAUCAGACGGAUAUCAGUGUUGGUUUUGAGACGGGGGACGAUCGUCUUUUCCUAGUGUCUCCGUUGGUGAUCUCUCACGAGAUCGAUGUCCGCUCUCCGUUCUGGGACAUGUCACAUUCUCAGCUGGAGAAAGAGGACUUUGAGAUUGUUGUCAUCUUGGAGGGGAUGGUGGAAGCUACAGGUAUGACCUGUCAGGCGCGGAGCUCUUACCUGGCUGAAGAACUGUUGUGGGGUCACAGGUUUAGUCCCAUGAUGUCGCUGGCCGAGGGAUUCUUUGACGUGGAUUAUGGGUCUUUUCACCACACAUUUGAGGUGAACACGCCCUCCUGUUCUGCGAGAGACCUGGCAUUGGCUGCCGCCCGUUUGGAUGCUCACCUCUAUUGGUCAAUCUCCAGUCGGCUUGAUGAAGAGAAAUGGGAGGGGCCUAAUAUGACUGAGCAAACGGGGAAGUCCACUGAUUCAGAAUCUGUCAGGGAGGGAGACGGGCCAACAUUUACUGUGGGCGGAGUUACAAAUACCCAGGACCAAUCGGUUGUAGGAGAGCAGAACGGCAGUGUGACCACUGACCAAUCAGAGUCUGAGGCUUAAAAGGAUGCAAGAAUGUAAAAAGGUACGGAAAAUGUUCGAAGGAGUCCACAGUUGAUGUAAAUUUAACUUUAGACUGGAUUGUUCAAUGAUCCAAGCCGCCUUCUUUGAGUUAGAUUUUUAAAUGUAUAGUCGCUAAUGCCUAGCAUAGAAUACUUUCCCCAAGGGGGAAAUCCUAGUGUCUCCUUGCUGUGUUUUCAGUCAGAUUAAAUCCUAACUUGUGAUGUUUCACGACAACACUGCCUUUGAAUUCACACAGUAGCUCUAAUUCAAACUCUAGUGGGUUGCCUCUCUGUCUGCCCCGUCUACUUAAAGGGUUAGUUCACCCAAAAAUGAAAAU